AUGUCUUCUGCUAGUACUCCUUGGGGCUCGCCCAGUUCAUCGUCGACUUCGGUCGCUACUCAAAACUACCUUCCUCCUGUCGAUAUGGUAGUUGAUGGCUGUCUUUUUGAUCUCGACGGAACUUUGAUGCUUUCUACUGAAUGUGUCGAGAUGUUCUGGCACGAUUUUGGUGUUCAACAUGGCAUCGAUUCUCACAAACUACUUCAAACUUCGCAUGGAAGAAGAACCAUUGAUAUUUUGAAGAUCUGGAAGCCUGAAAUGGCUAAUAAGCAAAUUUCUGGUGAACUCGAGGCUACCAUCCCAGUUAGAUGGGCUUCUUUCGCUACUCCUGUUCCUGGUGUCAGAGAGCUCCACGAUGCUCUUCCCCCAAGCCAGUGGGGUAUCGUUACUUCAGGUACUUUGCCUAUGGCCACUGGAUGGCUUAAGCACUUCUUGAAAUUUGCUCCACCACAAGUUUUUAUUACCGCUGAGGAUGUCGAGGAGGGAAAGCCCGAUCCUGCUGGAUACAAGCUCGGAGCUGAGAGACUCGGCCUCGAGAAGUUCCUCGUUUUCGAGGAUGCCCCUGCCGGAAUCAAGGCCGGUAAGGCUGCUGGAGCCACCGUCAUCGGUAUGGCCACCACCUACACUCCCGACAUCGUCAAAGCUGCCGGUGCUGAUAUUGUCAUCCGUGACUUGCAUAGCGUCAAAGUAAACUCUUUCGACCCAGUCACCAAAAAGCUCAGUCUGACCUUUUCCAACAUUGUCGCCUAA
This is a messenger RNA of Sugiyamaella lignohabitans, 750 nucleotides long. RefSeq names its product glycerol-1-phosphatase HOR2 (gene GPP2). The record is from RefSeq and is a predicted model, not a curated record. Gene Ontology annotation, molecular function: beta-phosphoglucomutase activity; sugar-phosphatase activity. The transcript has a single exon. NCBI's taxonomy places the organism in Eukaryota, Fungi, Ascomycota, Dipodascomycetes, Dipodascales, Trichomonascaceae. The coding region runs from base 1 to 750 and encodes 249 amino acids.